AUGGUAGCGAAGUAUGAAAAUGAAAAUAGUUGUGAAGAAGCAUUAAUUGAUGCAGUAUAUCCAUCAUUAGAGGAAAAUGCUAGAUUGGCACAGUACAUGACAAAUCGUGCAAUCCUGGCAACAAAAAAUGAAUAUGUAAAUAGCUUUAAUGAAAAGAUGAUAAACAUAUUCCCUAGUGAAAGUAACAUUUAUACUAGUUUUGAUGAAGCUGUAGAUGAUGCAAAUAAUUAUUACCAAGAGAAAUUCUUAAACACUUUAUUACCAAAUGAAUUGUCUCCGCAUAAGCUGGAAUUUAAGAUGAAUUGUCCAAUAAUACUGCUAAGGAACCUAGAUCCUUCAAAUGGUCUAUGCAAUGGAACAAUAAUAGUGCAUAUAAGUUUUAAGAAAAAUGUUAUUCAAGCUGCCAAGUCUGACUCUCGUUUGGCAAACAAGAAUCUCCCUCCAGAUAUUGGAGUAACCAUUUCUCGCAGCUUUUCUAUAAUUGUCAUUGAUAUUUAG
Molecule: messenger RNA, 498 nt
Organism: Manihot esculenta (cassava)
Lineage: Eukaryota; Viridiplantae; Streptophyta; Magnoliopsida; Malpighiales; Euphorbiaceae
Exons: 3
Coding region: 1-498 (165 amino acids)
Source: RefSeq, a predicted model, not a curated record